AUGAAGCAUAUGUUUCUAAUUCUAGUUUUCUUAGUUCUUUAUGUAGAAGCAGAUGAUGAUGGGUUUGUGAAAACAAGAGGAGUACAGCUUAUGCUGAAUGAGACCCCUUAUUAUGCCAAUGGUUUUAAUGCAUAUUGGUUAAUGUACAUUGCUUCUGAUCCAUCUCAAAGAAACAAAGUAACAUCAACUUUUCAAGAGGCUGUGAACCAUGGACUUAACAUAGCUAGAACUUGGGCUUUCAGUGAUGGUGGUUAUAAACCACUGCAAUACUCUCCUGGAUCCUACAAUGAGGAAAUGUUCCAGGGAUUGGACUUUGUGAUGGGUGAAGCUAGAAAAUAUGGGAUGAAGGUGAUUUUGAGUUUGGUGAACAACUAUGAGAGUUUUGGUGGAAAGAAACAAUAUGUGGAAUGGGCAAAAAGUGAGGGACAGUCCAUAAAUUCUGAAGAUGACUUCUUCACUAAUGAUGUUGUGAAGGGUUACUAUAAAAACCACAUUAAGACGGUGCUUACAAGACAUAACAACUUCACUGGAGUUGCUUAUAAAGAUGACCCUACUAUAAUGGCUUGGGAGCUUAUGAAUGAGAUUAGAUGCUCUUCAGAUCAUUCAGGAAAUUCAGUUCAGGGUUGGAUUAGUGAGAUGUCAUCUUACUUGAAAUUUAUAGAUGGAAACCAUUUGCUCGAAGCUGGUUUAGAAGGUUUCUAUGGACAGUCAAAGACAGAGUCUAAUCCUAACUUCCAAGUAGGAACCGAUUUUAUUGCAAACAACCAAAUCUCCAACAUCGAUUUUGCAACACUACAUUCCUACCCGGAUCAAUGGUUAUCAAGUUCGGGCUAUGAAGACCAACUCUCUUUCUUAAGUGAGUGGCUCAAUGAGCAUAUCCAAGAUGCACAGAACAUCCUUCACAAGCCACUUCUAUUUGCAGAAUUUGGAAUUUCCACUAAAAACUUGGGCAAUAAUAGCUCAACACUGAGGGAUAAGUUUUUCAAUACAGUAUAUUCAGCUGUAUAUUCAUCGGCAAGUGGCGGCGGAACUGCUGUUGGUGGCUUAUUUUGGCAACUUCUUGCUCAAGGGAUGGAUUCUUUCCGAGAUGAUUACGAAGUGAUAUUAGCUGAGAGUCCCUCCACAUCAACCUUGAUUUCUCAAGAGUCUCGAAAACUAAGACGUAUUCGCAAGAUGUACGCCAAGCUUCACAAACAUUGA
Molecule: messenger RNA, 1200 nt
Organism: Lathyrus sativus (Indian pea)
Lineage: Eukaryota; Viridiplantae; Streptophyta; Magnoliopsida; Fabales; Fabaceae
Source: the annotation of a GenBank genome assembly